Messenger RNA from Mytilus californianus (California mussel), 1944 nucleotides. RefSeq lists its product as uncharacterized. Bases 184 to 1827 code for a protein of 547 amino acids. Gene Ontology annotation, molecular function: zinc ion binding; ubiquitin-protein transferase activity. The record is from RefSeq and is a predicted model, not a curated record. Gene Ontology annotation, cellular component: nucleoplasm; chromatin. Gene Ontology annotation, biological process: positive regulation of DNA-templated transcription. Lineage: Eukaryota; Metazoa; Mollusca; Bivalvia; Mytilida; Mytilidae. The transcript has 2 exons.
GUUAUGACGAUACUUUGUACUUGAUCAGAUUCUGAAAUAUGGGUGGGAGAGGUUUUUUAAAAGCUUAUACUUGUUUAUGUAAUGUUUAUAUUUAAACACCUACCUGAUUAACACUUAGAGUUCACAAAAGGAGAUAAACAUCCUGGUCGCCAUUUUGUUAAAGGUAUAAUUUCUUCUAGAAAUAUGGCAGCCAAAUACUGUGAACCGUGUACUGCGCGUGGUAUGACUCCAACAGCAUCCCAAUGGUGUACCGAAUGUGAAGAAGCCCUAUGUUCCGAUUGUACAGAGGCGCAUAGAGUUCAAAAAAUGUCAAAAAAUCACCAUUUAGUAGAGAUAGGUAAAAUACCAGAAAAAAUUAAUUUAUCGUAUAAUUGUUCAAAGCAUCAACAUUUACCUUUUGACUAUUUUUGUGUUGAUCAUGAUGUUAUUUGCUGUAAGGAAUGUUGGCCAAAAUAUCACCGAGCAUGCAAAAACGUCACAUCCAUUGACAUUGCUUCAAAGAAUUCCAAACAAUCGCAGUUUUUCAUGGAUUCUGAAGAACAGUUACGUUUUAUUCUAGAGGCAUUAGAAAAAUUGAAUAAGAAUUGGAAUGAUAAUGGAAGUCGAAUUAAUAAAGAAGAAACACAAAUUUUGAAACAAAUAAAAACAAUGAAAGAAAAUAUUAUCAAACAGUUGGAAGUCUUAGAAGAUUCACUUUUAAAACAGCUAACUGAAAAGAAAGACAAACAUGUAUCCAGUUUAAAACGACAAGAGAAAUGUAUAAUGGACUUAGUAAACUCCACAACAGCUCAAACGGAAUCAUUAGCAUUUGUUAAAGAUCAUGGUUCUGAUAAACAGGCAUUUGUUUCUAUUCAUUCAUCCAAACCAAUCUUAGAUGAAAUUGAAAACAAAGUUAAACAGCUUACCGAAUCGGUGGUAGACACCAGUCUAACGUUCGUCGAAAACGUUUCAAAAGACAAAAUAACAGAUCUCGGGUCAAUAGAAUUAAUGGAAACACCUUGUUCCUUUCCAUUUGUCCCAUACAAGCAGCGCCAGUCACAGGUUCCAGUUGUUCUCAAGCGCCAGAUCACCUCUUUCACCCAUCUCUUCAACAUCGACAUGAAAGGAGAAAAGUUAAACGGAGUAACUGGCAUGACGAUAUCAGACAAUAACACAUUGAUUUUCUGUGAUUUGAAUACAAGCAAGGUAUAUUUUUGCGAUGAAAACGAUACUUACCAAUCAUCUAUCAGCUUUCCAUAUGCACCAUUAGCUAUAGCAGCAAUACCUGGAACAGCUACUGCUGUUGUGUCAAGUAAAUCUAAACCGUACAUACAGUUCCUAGACAUUGGAAGGCGUCAAAUAUUUAAGCAGGUAGAAGUGAAACAGAGCAAAAAUGGUGGUAUUUUUGCAACAAGAGAUAACAUAUUCGUAGAUAUUAUCGAAAAUAUACAGGUCCUAGACUUAAAUGGAAAUUUUAUAAGAACAAUAGAUCUAAAACAAGAAAAGAAUACGUGUUCGUACAUUUUAGUUUGCUCUAAUGGGAACAUUUGUUAUUCGAACAAGAAUGCAGUUCAUUGCAUCACAUCAGAUGGGUGUCCUGUUUUUUCCUAUACUUCAUCCGAUCUUCGUUUUCCAACAAAUACGAUAACAGAUGAUGCUGGAAAUAUGUUCGUCUUGGAUUACGGUUCACAAAAAAUUCACCAACUUACAUCCGCUGGAACUUUAGUAGAUAUUUUAUUUGAAUAUAGUUUGACCCGACCUCUAACAUUUUGUUUCAAUAAGGACUUGUCUAAAUGUUACAUUGCAAAUGAGAACGGAUCAACAAUAUCCGUAUUCAAGACAAAUUAGUAACAUCUUGAGUGAGCUUUGCACAUUACUGCGUUUUUAGAUUACACUUCUAACAUGAAUCAGGUUGGAUUACUUAUUACCAUGUAUCUUUAUGUAAUAAAAACAUGUUUUUCUUCA